CGCUGGUAGACGGACCUCGAUGUCCGACAUGAGGUCGAGGGAACCCUGACCGUUUUCGUCUCACUCACCUGACUUCUGUCAGCAUGCCAACGCAGCAUAGAUGACUCACCCUUUAAAGAGACAUCACUGGGGAACUAACACUGUCCAACGAUGUAGCCGCGACAGGGGACUUACCUGUGGCCCGCCAUUCAAAACAGUCCAAUCGCAGUCAGUAUGGAAGUGCAAACAACCUCUCUGGUCUGGAUAUACGUCAACAGCACAGAGCAACUGACCACUUCAAAUGAGAACAACACCCGGGAGUUGACCGAAGGCUCAGAUAACCACCAAUCGUACAUCAUCGGUCUCUUCCUCUCCUGCCUGUACACCAUCCUCCUCUUUCCCAUCGGAUUCAUCGGCAACAUGCUCAUCCUGGUGGUCAACCUGAACCACCGGGAGAAGAUGACCAUCCCCGACCUUUAUUUCGUCAACCUGGCCGUCGCCGACCUCAUCCUGGUGGCGGACUCCCUCAUCGAGGUCUUCAACCUGAACGAGAAAUACUACGACUACGCCGUCCUCUGCACCUUCAUGUCCCUGUUCCUGCAGGUCAACAUGUACAGCAGCAUCUUCUUCCUCACGUGGAUGAGCAUCGACCGCUACGUCGCCUUGGCCAGCUCCAUCGGCAGCCGCCCGCUGAGGACCAUGCAGCACGCCAAGCUCAGCUGCGGCCUCAUCUGGAUGGCGUCCAUCCUGGCCACGCUGCUCCCCUUCGCCAUCGUGCAGACGCAGCACCGGGGCGAGGUGCACUUCUGCUUCGCCAACGUCACCGAGAUCCAGUGGCUGGAGGUCACCAUCGGCUUCUUGGUGCCCUUCUCCAUCAUCGGCCUGUGCUACUCGCUGAUCGGGCGGAUCCUCACGAGGGCGCAGAAGCACCGCGGGCUGCGGCCGCGGCGGCAGAAGGCCCUGCGCAUGAUCGUGGCGGUGGUGCUGGUGUUCUUCAUCUGCUGGCUGCCGGAGAACGUCUUCAUCAGCAUCCAGCUGCUGCAGGGCGCCGGCGACCCGUCGCAGCGGACCGCCACCACCCUGUGGCACGACUACCCGCUCACGGGCCACAUCGUGAACCUGGCGGCGUUCUCCAACAGCUGCCUCAACCCCAUCAUCUACAGCUUCCUCGGAGAGACGUUCAGGGACAAGCUGCGUCUCUUCGCGAAGCGGAAGGCCAGCUGGUCGCUCGUGGACCGCUUCUGCCACCACGGCCUCGACCUGCGCCUCUCCGUCAGGGGCGAGGUGUCCGAGGUGUGA
Messenger RNA from Pseudoliparis swirei, 1278 nucleotides. It is a transcript of the gene gper1, whose product is annotated as G protein-coupled estrogen receptor 1. Gene Ontology annotation, molecular function: nuclear estrogen receptor activity; G protein-coupled receptor activity. The record is from RefSeq and is a predicted model, not a curated record. Gene Ontology annotation, cellular component: membrane. NCBI's taxonomy places the organism in Eukaryota, Metazoa, Chordata, Actinopteri, Perciformes, Liparidae. The transcript has a single exon. The coding region runs from base 214 to 1278 and encodes 354 amino acids. Gene Ontology annotation, biological process: cellular response to estradiol stimulus; G protein-coupled receptor signaling pathway.